AACGGAAAAGGCACACAUAACAGAGAAGAAUGGAGUCUCUUUCACGAUGCCAAACUAUUCUCCGAUCACCAUCAAAGCCUUGCUAGCUUUCUAUAAAAGGGACAAGUGUCCUUCACAUUCCCAAGUCCCAACUCAUCCCUCUCUCUCAACUCUAUCGUUUUGCCGCGUUUCUGCUGCUACCGGUAUAUAACACAUAAACCGCUGACUGAUAUAAAAAAUUUCCCUUUCAUUUUUUUUUCGUUUCCUGGGUUUUAGCACAAGAAUGGCUACUAGAUCAAGGCCGUGUAGUGAUUACAACACAGGCCAAGCUUGGUCAUCAUCUUCAUGGCCCUGCAAACCCAAUUACAGUUUGAAUGUGAAGAAUCAGAGAUUUGGGACAGCAGGGUUGGCUCGUUUGUGGCAGAAAAUCGGAAAGAGCUCAAGAGAAAGGUGCUCGGUAGCUCAAGGGUACGGUUCAGAAAGAAGUGAAGCUUAUGUCGUUUCCGACCAAGACAAGAGAUUCGUGCACGCCCUCCGGGAAGUUCAGCCGUACAUUUUCCUCAACAGAGGCCGGACAUUUGUCGUGGUGAUCGCCGGCGAGAUUGUUGCUAGUCCUUACUUCGAUGCCAUACUUCAGGAUAUUGCAUUUCUCCAUCACCUGGGGAUCAAGUUUGUUCUUGUUCCAGGGACACAUGUCGAAAUCGACUCGCUUUUAGCUCAGAGAGGCAAGAGUCCAAAGUUUGCUGGUCAGUAUAGAGUGACCGACUCGGAUUCUCUGACGGCUGCAAAGGAAGCUGCUGGGAAGAUUACUAUGGAUAUAGAGGCCAAGCUUUCACCGGGACCCUCCAUAUGCAAUAUUCGUCGGCAUGGUGAAAGUAGUCGAUGGCAUGAAGUUGGUGUUAGUGUAGCUAGUGGUAACUUCCUUGCAGCUAAGAGGAGAGGAGUUGUUGCUGGUGUUGAUUAUGGGGCAACAGGUGAAGUUAAGAAGGUGGAUGUAGUUCGUAUGCGUGAGAGACUUGAUGGCGGUUGUAUUGUGCUACUGAGCAACCUUGGUUAUUCAAGUUCUGGAGAAGUUUUGAAUUGCAACACGUAUGAAGUUGCAACAGCUUGUUCCUUGGCUAUUGGAGCAGAUAAGCUUAUUUGCAUAAUAGAUGGUCCAAUUCUUGAUGAGAGUGGACGUCUGAUUCGUUUCUUGACUCUUGAAGAAGCUGACAUGUUGAUUCGUCAGCGGGCUGUUCAGAGCGAAAUCGCCGCUAGUUAUGUUAAAGCUGUUGAUGAAGAAAAUCUUCAUCAUCUUGGACAGGAUAAUGGGAAUUUUUUUAAGGAAAAGCAUAUUCCUAGGUUUAAUAAUGGUGUUGGUUUUGACAAUGGCAAUGGAUUAUGGUCUGGUGAACAAGGUUUUGCAAUUGGAGGUCACGAGCGGCAAAGUCGAUUAAGCGGGUACCUUUCAGAAUUGGCUGCUGCAGCCUUUGUUUGCCGGGGAGGUGUCCAAAGAGUUCAUCUGUUAGAUGGCACUAAAGGGGGAGUAUUGCUCUUGGAAUUAUUUAAAAGAGAUGGGAUGGGGACUAUGGUGGCAAGUGACGUUUAUGAAGGAACUCGGAUGGCUCGAGAGUCCGAUCUCUCUGGAAUACGACAAAUUAUACAACCUUUGGAAGCAGCUGGCACGUUGGUUACGAGAACUGACGAAGAGCUACUUAAAGCAAUGAAUUCAUACGUUGUUGUUGAAAGAGAAGGUCAAAUUAUCGCAUGUGGUGCUCUUUUUCCUUUCUGGGAGGAGAAAUGUGCAGAGGUGGCUGCGAUUGCAGUUUCUCCCGAUUGUCGGGGACAAGGACAGGGAGAUAAGUUACUUGAUUACAUGGAGAAGAAGGCAUCUUCUCAUGGAUUGGAAAAACUUUUCUUGUUAACAACCCGCACUGCAGAUUGGUUUAAAAGACGUGGAUUUUCUGAAUGCUCAAUUGAUUCAAUACCAGAGAAACGCAGGGAAAAGAUCAAUCUGUCCCGUAGAUCGAAGUACUAUAUGAAGCAGCUGGUACCUGAUACUGGCGGAAUUACUGUUGAUAGGGUGUUCUAUUAGAGCUCUUAUAUCCCUGUGGCAUGUUUGUGGAUUAUGCAUUUUGAGUCCCAACCCACUUCUCUUCAUUUCGAUCCUUUAGGUUCACUUUCAGAGAAAUUGUAAAGUACAAGCAAUCAAGUUUCUAAGGACAUGUAAUUUGAGGAGAGGAAACUUUGAAUAGAAGUCUAGCAUAGUGUAGAGAUGAAUCAUUCUGAAAAAGUUAUUAAUGAAAGGGUUAGAAAUGAAACUGUUA
Messenger RNA from Argentina anserina (silverweed cinquefoil), 2285 nucleotides. RefSeq names its product probable amino-acid acetyltransferase NAGS2, chloroplastic. The record is from RefSeq and is a predicted model, not a curated record. Bases 263 to 2053 code for a protein of 596 amino acids. Gene Ontology annotation, biological process: L-arginine biosynthetic process. Gene Ontology annotation, molecular function: L-glutamate N-acetyltransferase activity, acting on acetyl-CoA as donor. The transcript is spliced from 10 exons. NCBI's taxonomy places the organism in Eukaryota, Viridiplantae, Streptophyta, Magnoliopsida, Rosales, Rosaceae. Gene Ontology annotation, cellular component: cytoplasm.